GGGAAAACGUUCUGAGCUUCAACAUGGCCUCGCUGUGAUAUCUGAUCACUGGAGAUUCCAUCGUUAGUGCUGAGGCAGUAUGGGAUCACGUCACCAUGGCCAACCGGGAGUUGGCAUUUAAAGCUGGCGACGUCAUCAAAGUCUUGGAUGCUUCCAACAAGGAUUGGUGGUGGGGCCAGAUCGACGAUGAGGAGGGAUGGUUUCCUGCCAGCUUUGUGAGGCUCUGGGUGAACCAGGAGGAUGGGGUGGAGGAAGGACCCAGUGAUGUGCAGAACGGGCACCUGGACCCCACCUCAGACUGCCUCUGUCUGGGCCGGCCACUACAGAACCGGGACCAGAUGCGGGCCAACGUCAUCAAUGAGAUCAUGAGCACUGAGCGUCACUACAUCAAGCACCUCAAGGACAUCUGUGAGGGCUACCUGAAGCAGUGCCGGAAAAGAAGAGACAUGUUCAGUGAUGAACAACUGAAGGUAAUCUUUGGGAACAUUGAAGACAUCUACAGGUUUCAGAUGGGCUUCGUGAGAGACCUGGAGAAACAGUACAACAAUGAUGACCCCCACCUCAGUGAGAUAGGACCCUGCUUCCUAGAGCACCAAGAUGGAUUCUGGAUAUACUCUGAGUAUUGUAACAACCAUCUGGACGCCUGCAUGGAGCUCUCCAAGCUGAUGAAGGACAGCCGCUACCAGCACUUCUUUGAGGCCUGUCGCCUCUUGCAGCAGAUGAUCGACAUUGCUAUUGAUGGUUUUCUUUUGACUCCCGUGCAGAAGAUCUGCAAGUAUCCCUUACAGUUGGCCGAGCUCCUCAAGUAUACUGCCCAAGACCACAGUGACUACAGAUAUGUGGCAGCUGCUUUGGCUGUCAUGAGAAAUGUGACUCAGCAGAUCAACGAACGCAAGCGACGUUUGGAAAAUAUCGACAAGAUUGCCCAGUGGCAGGCCUCUGUCCUAGACUGGGAGGGCGAGGAUAUCCUAGACAGGAGCUCGGAGCUGAUCUACACUGGGGAAAUGGCCUGGAUCUACCAGCCCUACGGCCGCAACCAGCAGCGAGUGUUCUUCCUGUUUGACCACCAGAUGGUCCUCUGCAAGAAGGACCUAAUCCGGAGAGACAUUCUGUACUACAAAGGCCGCAUUGACAUGGAUAAAUAUGAGGUGGUUGACAUUGAAGAUGGCAGAGAUGAUGACUUUAAUGUCAGCAUGAAGAAUGCCUUCAAGCUUCACAACAAGGAGACUGAGGAGAUACAUCUGUUCUUUGCCAAAAAGCUGGAGGAGAAAAUACGCUGGCUCAGGGCUUUCAGAGAGGAAAGGAAAAUGGUACAGGAAGAUGAAAAAAUCGGAUUUGAAAUUUCUGAAAACCAGAAGAGGCAGGCUGCAAUGACUGUGAGAAAAGUCCCCAAACAAAAAGGUGUCAACUCGGCGCGCUCAGUUCCUCCUUCUUACCCACCACCACAGGACCCGUUAAACCAGGGCCAGUACCUGGUCCCCGAUGGCAUUGCUCAGUCGCAGGUCUUUGAGUUCACCGAACCCAAGCGCAGCCAGUCACCAUUCUGGCAAAACUUCAGCAGGUUAACCCCCUUCAAAAAAUAAUACCUACAA
Cynocephalus volans (Philippine flying lemur) is the source of this 1592-nucleotide messenger RNA. RefSeq names its product Cdc42 guanine nucleotide exchange factor 9 (gene ARHGEF9). The transcript is spliced from 10 exons. The record is from RefSeq and is a predicted model, not a curated record. Bases 96 to 1583 code for a protein of 495 amino acids. Lineage: Eukaryota; Metazoa; Chordata; Mammalia; Dermoptera; Cynocephalidae. Gene Ontology annotation, molecular function: guanyl-nucleotide exchange factor activity; protein binding.